AUGUACAUUUGUACGCAAUUGGAAUGUCUGAGUGAUACAUUAAUUCAUCAUGAUAAAUCUCUAUCAAAUUCCAGAUUUAUAUUUGAAUAUGAAAAAUUAUCAAGUCCUGCAAUGGGUGUACAAUGUGUACAAAAUAUUUUAUCAUUAUGUGUUGUAUCUUUAGAAUUGUCAUUCAUUAAAUACGAUCAUUCUCAAAAACCAAUUAAAAUAACUGGAGGUCCUUUUUAUAUAUUAUCCUUGGAAACAUUUAAAUCAUUGACAGCUUUGUGUCUAUCAAACGCCGUAAUUCUCCGUCAACUAUCAGAAGAAACAUAA
Aphidius gifuensis is the source of this 315-nucleotide messenger RNA. RefSeq lists its product as uncharacterized. Bases 1 to 315 code for a protein of 104 amino acids. The transcript is spliced from 4 exons. Lineage: Eukaryota; Metazoa; Arthropoda; Insecta; Hymenoptera; Braconidae. The record is from RefSeq and is a predicted model, not a curated record.